CGCCGCCAGUCUCAAGCAGGUGUCCAACAUGGCGAUCACGGGGAGCGGAUCUCUCGCUAUUUCUCUCUAUGUUUUCGUAAUUUCAGCGGCGUUUCUUUCGAAAGGAUCUGCUGAAACCGUGACAGUCGAUGGUCUGAACCUGGCGACCGACAACGUGUCGGUGAUCGAGGGGGAAAUGGCCACCAUCAGCUGCAGAGUGAAGAACAACAACGAUGACUCUGUAAUCCAGCUGCUCAAUCCCAACAGACAAACCAUCUACUUCAAGGACGUUAGACCUCUGAAGGACAGCCGGUUCCAGCUGGUGAAUUUCUCUGACAACGAACUGCGGGUGUCUCUGUCCAAUGUGUCACUCUCCGAUGAGGGACGCUAUGUGUGCCAGCUCUACACAGAUCCUCCUCAGGAAGCCUACGCAGACAUCACUGUCCUGGUUCCUCCAGGCAACCCAAUCAUUGAGAGCCGCUACGAUGUGGUCAGCGAGGGGAACGAGACGGAGCUCACCUGCACAGCCAUGGGCAGCAAGCCAGCUGCCUCCAUCAGAUGGAUGAAAGGGGAGGAAGAACUGACAGGUGAGACAACAGUUGAGGAGACGUAUGACAGGAUGUUCACUGUCACCAGCCGUGUAAGAUUUUCUGUUACCAAAGAGGAUGAUGGAGUGCCAGUGGACUGCAUCAUUGACCAUCCAGCUGUAAAGGACCUCCUGGCUCAAAGACACUUGGAAGUGCUAUAUAAACCAGAAGUGAAGAUUGUGGUCACAUCUCCUGACGGUUUAACCAGAGAGGGUGACAAUCUAUAUUUGACAUGCAUCGCAGAAGGAAAACCAUAUCCCCUUCAGGUCAGCUGGCUGAGAGUAGACGAGGAUGUGCCGCCUCACGCUGUGGUCACUGGCUCUGAUCUGUACAUCGAGAACCUCAACAAGUCCUACAACGGCACCUAUCGCUGCGUGGCGUCCAAUGCCGUGGGAGAAGCCUACGACGACUACAUCCUCUAUGUAUAUGAUGCUCCCACUACUAUCCCCACACCCACCACCAACCCAGUCAACACGCAAGACUCAAGAGCCAGUGAGGGGGCACCGCAGAAAAUUGACCAUGCUGUCAUCGGAGGAGUGGUUGCCGUGGUGAUGUUUGCCAUCCUUUGUGCACUCAUUGUUCUUGGUCGAUACUUUGCCAGACACAAAGGAACUUACUUCACACAUGAAGCCAAAGGGGCGGACGACGCAGCCGACGCAGACACGGCCAUCAUUAAUGCGGAGGGCGGACACAACAACACAGACGAGAAGAAGGAGUACUAUAUCUAAACUGGACAGGCCAGGAGAGACGGUUGGGGAUGCUGGUGGUGGUGGUGCUGUAGGAGCAUUAUGUCUAACUCUGAUUGGUUAUGAGAAGGCUUGGGGCAGGGAGGGCGAGAUUUAAAGAGGAAGAGAAGAAAGUGGAAAGUAGGACUGGCAUGGCCAAGUGGUAAGAAGAGGCGUUGCUGAAUCUCCUAUCCGACCCUUCCUGGACUGCUGGGGCCUAUUCUGUACAGUUCAAUUAUUUUACAGACAAUUUUGUGCCUUGUUCUAUUUCUUUUCUUUAUUUAAUUGUUUUCCCCAAUCACAUUAUUUUUGGAUUGGAUUUCUUUCCCCAAUAUACGUCACCUAAACCUUUGUUCCAUUUGGCUUUUGGAGAUUAAAUGGGCCUGGUGUUUGUCUAUGUGUUCUGCAGCUAGCUUUUAGCUCAUGUGCCCAGAUCAGAGGAGCCAGCUCAUACACACUUCUUUUUGUUUUAGUAAUCUCCAGAGUUCAGUAACUUGAACACAGUGUCAAUACAUUUCUCCCUACUGGGGCAAAGUCCAACAGUCCCUGCAAAUUCAUCACAUAUUGGUUUUGACAUAUUUAAGUGCAGAUUUCACUCACCCCCCCCCUUUGAGGUCAGGUUCACUGUGUUGAUUACUAAUGUAACAGUUGUGAGUAAUCAUGCUCAUCAUAGAAUGUAUUUGUUCCUGAAAGUGAAGUAGCAGUUAAGUACCAUUUCACAACAAACCGCAAAGUACAAAUGGUCCCUCGCUGGUUUCAAGAAAACAUCUGAUGAUUAGUAGAUGUGAGGUCGGUUUAGUAUUUGAUUAGGGUAUUGUGGAGUUAAGUCAGACAUCCUGACAGCUGUAUUGUGCCAUGAUAUAGAGUUCAAGUUUCUAUAGAGAAAAUCCGAACCAACAUAUUUUUUUUUCUAAUUCUGUAUCAGGUUGUUUUUGUUGCUGAUUGACAGGACAGUAGAAAAUCAUCAACAACAGCAGAUAACAUUUACUAUUAUCUGCUUUCUUUUGUUCCUUUUUUUCUUUGCUGUCAUUAGCUGUACAAAGGGUUCUGAAAACAAAUCUUAAUGGAAUAGUUCAACAUUUUAGGAAAAUUAGCUUAUCGAUACCACUCUCAUGUGUGUAGCUACAUGUGAAGCUACAGCAGGCCGCCGGCAAGCUCAAUUUAGCAUAAAAACUGAAAACACGGAAUAACAGCUUGCCUGGCUCUAUUCUAAGGCAGAACAAAUGUGACUACCAACACCCCACCUGUCAUUUAUACACUUUGGUUUUUGUAAAGGUUUAACAAACAAGUUAAUAAGUGAGUGGAUCAGAUACCUUUGGACAGUGUCAGGCUAGCUGUUUCCUCAUUCCCAGUCGAUGUGCUAAGCUAAGCGUACAGUCUGCUGGCUGUAGAUUCAUGUUCAGUGUGCCAACAUAAGAGUGGUAUUGAUCUUCUCAUUUAACUGUUGGCAAAAAAAGCAUAUACGUGUAUUUCCCAAAAUAGCAAACUAAUCCUUUAAUAACAUUGCCUCUUUCCAGAGUGAUUUUAGUGAAAACAUUUUUUUGUUUUCAUCCUUUUCAUGGAUGGACCAAAAAACAUGGCAGAAUACUGCCUAAUAAGUACAGAGCCAAAAGACCAUCUGUUGGCAGAUAUUAUGUGGGUUUUUAGGGUCAGAUUUGACUUUAAUUAUGUAAACAUAAACCCUGUAGUACCUAAAAGAGCGACUAUUCCUGCUGCAUUGAUAAUGAAAUCCAAUUCAAAUGUAUUAUUUGUUGGAUAUUAGUACAGCCUGCUGUGUGUGCUUUUGGUUUGAAGAUGAAAUUCUUCCCAUUUCCAUACCACCCACACGGUCAACCCUGGACCAAAUAUAAUAAUUAUGCGAGUGUGCGUAUAUACAGCGAAUAUUACUUGUAUACAGCAAAGGCUGAAAGUCCACUGUGCAGAGUCCUCCUCUGCAAAUAAUUGAUUUUUUUUUAUCUGAUAAUACAGUACAUUGACCAUUUAACUGGACAUAUUUCCAGGGCAUUGGUUUAUUUUAUUUUUCAAAGUUUUAUAUUUAAAUUAGGUUGUACCGUGUUAAAGGGAUAAGAAUCCUUACACUUUCAAUAGCAAACUUUCCCUUCAGUGACAAAUAAGUUAUCAAGGUAUGUCGGCACGAAUACCUGUAGCAAGUAAAAAAACUAACUUUUCACUGCUUAUUUUCUGGCUUAGAAAUCCUUGCUACACAUACCUUUUUUACCCUUGCCCAUACACAAAUAUAAAAGACAUUCAAUCACUGAACAUGAAUUAGUUAUAGUUCCUUGCUGUCUGUAAAGACAUUUUACCUUUGGGCUUUGAUAACUUGUAAGAGCUCUGGGCCUUACAAGUUAUCAAAGAUUUGCAUUGAGCUUUAGACUUGGUUUGGGGAAAGACCAUUUUCUUACUGUCAUCCUGCAGCCUCAAACCUUCACACAGGAGCAGUCUACGGUUACAAAUGUAUUCCCCCCCCACCCCACCCCACCCCACCCCCCACCAACACAAAUCAGAAGAUCCGGCGCUUGCAGACAGAUACGCAGCGUGCACACCGUGCAUGCUUCAUGCCUCCGAGUCUGUCACAGCUAGAAGAGUAAAAGCCUGUUUGGUAAUUAGUAAGGGAUUUCAUUGUAUUACCUGAGUAGGACAACAAAAAACUGUAAAUGUAUUAUGAAAAAGGAUAACCACUGCCUUAAACCCAUCUCUUGAUACUUAUCAUUAUAUAGGAAAAGACUGAAGGACUUAAUUUAGUGCCUUCUUUGAUUUUGAGGCAUAUGGUUAGUAUCGUACAGUAUCCUCAUGUACACUCUUACAGUAUAUAUAUUGUAUAUUUCUGUCCUUUCUAACUUACAGGGCCAAUACUCAUCCAGGUUGUAUUUAUUCAACCACCAGACUUGCAUCACGAUUACGACCUGGAGCAUAAAAAAGCUACAAUGAGUUUAAAAUAUAUAUAUAUAUAUAUAUUUCCUUGUUUAUCAGGGUGGUAUGGCAGCUUCCACUGACUAGAAUGUCGUAUGCCAGGACGUAGUAUUUAUUUUCUUAAUUAGUGAUUGCAAAACAAUUUCAAUUUGGUCAUAAUUAUUUUCUCUGCUUCACUUCAUUUGUUAUUUAUUUGGAUGUCUUCAAGGACAAGGCUCGCUCGUAAUAUCAGACAGGAAUUAAGUACUAAAAGCUAUAGUAAGCUACAAUAAAAGUACAUUUCUCUGGAUUUUCUGAAGUUUUGGUGUCAUGUAAACAGUUAUGUGCACUGACACUUUAUUUUGAGGUUUGAUAUUUAUCAUUAAUGGUUAUAAAGCCGCUGCUGCUUUUAAUCGAGGAACAUAAAGAUUGUUGAAAGCAUCAUUCUAAUUCAAUUUUCUGAUUUGUUUUAAAUAUUUGAUAUUUAGUAUGUUUGUUUUCACUCUCUCAGGUUCAUGAGUGUUAAUAGUUGUUGUUUUUUUUGCAUCUCAGGUAGAAUGCAAAUUAAAAAGGCCCUCCAAGUAUAUACUGUAGUACCACAGCUAUUCAGACAGUGAAGAAAUCACAAGAUGUACAUGUUUUUUCCCCAUUUGUACAUGUUUAUGUGUUCUUAAUAUGGUGCACUGUUACAGUAAAUGUUAAAUAUUAUUUUGCAUAGCCCUAGUUCACAAAGAAAGAAAACUAGAUUUGUUAAACAGCCGAAAAUUAUGUACAGUCAGUGUCAACAAAAUCACAGUGAUAUUCAUGAAACUUCUUCUCUUUCCACCUUAACACUUUGCUCAUACAGUAUCGGUUAUUUAGUAAUUAUAGGAUGUGACUACAGUCGACCAAGCAUCUGUUUGCAUUCAGUCAAAUCAGGCAUCAUUUUUCAUAGAUGAAAAGAUGGUGUAUUUACUGUGACAUGAAGUUUUAUGAAUGAUCUGUAACAUGUCUUGGAUAUUUGGAUGAAACUCAUGUUUAAAGCCUUGGGGGAGGGGGGAGGGUGGUGGGCGAGGGUCGAGGGGUUUGGUCGUUUUAUUAUCCCCCAAAAAUGUUUUUUUUUGUUGUUGAAUCUUAAAUUUCUCUCGUUACCCAGGUGACAUUUUUUUCUUUUGUGUAGUGAAGAGGAUGUUUCUCAUAUGACCAUGCAUAUUUUGUAUUGGUUCACACCAACAUUUUUACAAAAGAAAAAAAAAAUCAGAAGAGUACUUGUCUUAAUAAAAAGAUAUCAAUGUUUAAA
Messenger RNA from Cottoperca gobio, 5459 nucleotides. It is a transcript of the gene cadm1b, whose product is annotated as cell adhesion molecule 1b. Gene Ontology annotation, biological process: susceptibility to natural killer cell mediated cytotoxicity; homophilic cell-cell adhesion; cell recognition. The coding region runs from base 29 to 1294 and encodes 421 amino acids. Gene Ontology annotation, molecular function: signaling receptor binding. Gene Ontology annotation, cellular component: neuron projection; synapse; plasma membrane. The transcript has 11 exons. The record is from RefSeq and is a predicted model, not a curated record. NCBI's taxonomy places the organism in Eukaryota, Metazoa, Chordata, Actinopteri, Perciformes, Bovichtidae.